Paramuricea clavata is the source of this 10887-nucleotide messenger RNA. Lineage: Eukaryota; Metazoa; Cnidaria; Anthozoa; Malacalcyonacea; Plexauridae. The record is from the annotation of a GenBank genome assembly.
AUGCAGAACCGAGAGGGCUGGGAGGUGCUAUCCCAGAGUGCUUCAGAGCUCUUGAUGACGUCACUUCAGCCUAGAGCGAUCUUUAAUGGUCAUACACAUCACAGUUGUCGUGUCACACAUCGAGGAAAUGUCCCAGAGUUCACCUUGCCUUCGUUUAGUUGGAGGAAUAGAAAUGAUCCGAGCUUUGUAUUGGUGAGUGAAUCGUUGAUUCCUGAUUUGUCCACCUUUAGGUAGCCCGAGUUAUUCGUCUGACUCAGGCUACCUUUAGGAAACCUGGCUAGGAAACAAUGUUUCCUGGUUUGUCCACCUUCAGGAAACAUGGCUAGGAAACAAGGUUUCCUGGUUUGUCCACCUUCAGGAAACAUGACUAGGAAACAAUGUUUCCUGAUUUGUCCACCUUCGGGAAACAUGGCUAGGAAACAAUAUUUCCUGGUUUGUCCACCUUCAGGAAACAUGACUAGGAAACAAUAUUUCCUGAUUUGUCCACCUUCGGGAAACAUGGCUAGGAAACCAUGUUUCCUGGUUUGUCCACCUUCAGGAAACAUGGCUAGGAAACAAUGGUUUCCUGGUUUGUCCACCUUCAGGAAACAUGGCUAGGAAACAAUUCAUGGCUUAACUCGCAUCUUUCUCUUCCCAGGCGACAUUCAACCCAAACGCGUUCUCAGUUCGCAAGUGCUUUCUUCCUGAAGAGAAUACUGUAAUUUUACUCUACAUAUUACUGGGAAUUUGCAGCUUCUUUUACAUAUUCUGGAACCAUUUUCGAGGGAAAUAUUACGGUCCACAGGUCUAUAGAGCAAGGGUAUUUCAUCACAGAGAAUGAAAAUAUGUUAGCGUUUGCUAUUUUUAGUUUCAGUAAUUUUAAUUUGACGGAAUAAGAAUAAUUAAUAUACAGUAUAUGAUCGAUAUUUGAACAAAACAGCAAUUUUUGAUUUUAAGAAACUAUAUAUUUUUAAUUUAGUGAAGAACAAAUGUACAGAGUCGAUUACACACGAAAAAAACUUUAUCUACAAAUAUGUAUCAUCUACACAUAAACACAGAACUAUUUCACCUAAAGAAAUGGGACUAUAAUUAAAGAUAUUUUACAAUGAUCAAUUUAUGUUAGCUAUGCUUAUUGAUGGAUUUUUGACUAUAAGAAUUCUUUGCAACUGCAAGGAAUUAGGGUUAGACCAUACAGACAGGUUUGAUGACGGUUUUAUGUUGCUUAUAAUUCCACCGUUGAAUCGUGCAGGCAAAAUUCAAAAAUAGUGAAAGUUAACAUGGUCCCGCUUUGCAAGAACGGGAUAAGAGCUGGGAAAAUUUUGGUGAUGUAAAGGGAAUCCAUGUUAACAGACCGUUAACGUUAAUUUUAACUGAUGCUAUGAUAUUAUGGACUUUCGUCAGUUUAUGACCGUUAUCAGCCAAUUCACAUUUUUUCUGAUAACUCAAAUGCCUAGUUACCACUGUUCUGAUAAUGUAAGCAUAGAAUGGAACAAAGGUAACCAAGCAUUUAAAUUAUAUAUGCGAGUGAAUUGAUAACUCACAUGCCUAGUUACCACUGUUCUGAUAAUGUAAGCAUAGAAUGGAACAAAGGUAACCAAACAUUUAAAUUAUAUAUGUGAGUGAAUUGAUCACUCACAUGCCUAGUUACCACUGUUCUGAUAAUUGUAAGCAUAGAAUGGAACAAAGGUAACGAAACAUUCAAUUAUACAUGCGAGUGAUUUGGAUGGUAACAAUCAUAAAUACAGAAUAUUCUAUAAUCACAAUUAAAAGUUUGAAGAAGCUGAACUAGUGCUGAAACUACACUUUAUAUUAACAAAAAUCCAAUCCUUUUCAAAUACUAAACAGUUCAAUGUUCGUAAACUGGCGUUACAUGUUUCGAGAGGCGAACGUCUCUGGUUCAUGCUGAUGGUUUCAAAGGUUUCAUGGCUGCGGCAGCGUUUGGAAACAUGGUGUGAUACUGGGACAAUGGAACUGUUUGAGCCAACAGCUGUUUGCCUGCAAAAGAAAGAAAAUUACUUUAAAAAGAUCGGAAUAGCUAGUGUUUACAAUACACAAGUAACUGAUGGUGUGUUUUUAAUGGCCUACAGUAAGUAAUUAGUAUUCUGUGAUUGAGUAGUUAUGGAAACUAAUAUUAGAAUGCUGUUUUUAGGGUUUGUAAUCCAAGUGAGUAUAUAUACACUUUUAAGACCUGACCAGGAACCGGCGACUGCAAAAAAUGCAGCACAAAGUCCUCUGGUAGGAAUUGAACCUACGGCCCUGCGAUUCCUGCACCGGAAUCGCAGGGCCGUAGGUUCAAUUCCUACCAGAGGACCUUGUGCUGCAUUUUUCGCAGUCGUUCCUGGUCAGGUCUUAAAAGUGUAUAUAUACUCACUUGGAUUGCAAACCCUAAAAGCAGCAUUCUAAUAUUAAUACCACCAAGUGAAGUGCAAGAAACCAAGAUCAUUUGAUGGAAACUAAUACCAUGGAUCAUAACAUUUUUUUAACUAUCUAUGAUAAUACCAACCUGCAAACCAUCUUCCUUGCAUCGUUUUAACAGCAGCAACAGCAACAUCGGGCGUAGCACAUUUCACAUAAACAUUGCCCUAAAAAUACGGUAGAACAAACGUUAUAGGUCAAUAUCGGUUAUAACCUACACGUGACAGUACCCUAGCAUAUAUACAUGAACUUGUGGUUAGAGCUCGACAACUGGCCUCUGUAGCUCAGUUGGUUAGAGCUCGACAACUGUCUCUCUGUAGCUCAGCUGGUUAGAACUCGACAACUGUCUCUCUGUAGCUCAGUUGGUUAGAGCUCGACAACUGUCUCUCUGUAGCUCAGUUGGUUAGAUCUCACAACUGUCUCUCUGUAGCUCAGCUGGUUAGAACUCGACAACUGUCUCUCUGUAGCUCAGUUGGUUAGAGCUCGACAACUGUCUCUCUGUAGCUCAGUUGGUUAGAGCUCGACAACUGUCUCUCUGUAGCUCAGUUGGUUAGAGCUCGACAACUGUCUCUCUGUAGCUCAGUUGGUUAGAACUUGACAACUGUCUCUCUGUAGCUCAGUUGGUUAGAGCUCGACAACUGUCUCUCUCUAGCUCAGUUGGUUAGAACUUGACAACUGUCUCUCUGUAGCUCAGUUGGUUAGAGCUCGACAACUGUCUCUCUGUAGCUCAGUUGGUUAGAACUUGACAACUGUCUCUCUGUAGCUCAGUUGGUUAGAGCUCGACAGCUGUCUCUCUGUAGCUCAGUUGGUUAGAGCUCGACAACUGUGUCUCUGUAGCUCAGUUGGUUAGAGCUAAACAACUGUCUCUCUGUAGCUCAGUUGGUUAGAGCUUGACAACUGUCUCUCUGUAGUUCAGUUGGUUAGAGCUCGACAACUGUCUCUGUAGCUCAGUUGGUUAGAGCUCGACAGCUGUCUCUCUGUAGCUCAGUUGGUUAGAGCUCGACAACUGUGUCUCUGUAGCUCAGUUGGUUAGAGCUUGACAACUGUCUCUCUGUAGCUCAGUUGGUUAGAGCUUGACAACUGUCUCUCUGUAGCUCAGUUGGUUAGAGCUCGACAACUGUCUCUCUGUAGCUCAGUUGGUUAGAGCUCGACAACUGUCUCUCUGUAGCUCAGUUGGUUAGAGCUCGACAACUGUCUCUCUGUAGCUCAGUUGGUUAGAGCUUGACAACUGUCUCUCUGUAGCUCAGUUGGUUAGAGCUUGACAACUGUCUCUCUGUAGCUCAGUUGGUUAGAGCUCGACAACUGUCUCUCUGUAGCUCAGUUGGUUAGAGCUUGACAACUGUCUCUCUGUAGCUCAGUUGGUUAGAGCUUGACAACUGUCUCUCUGUAGCUCAGUUGGUUAGAGCUUGACAACUGUCUCUCUGUAGUUCAGUUGGUUAGAGCUUGACAACUGUCUCUCUGUACCUCAGUUGGUCAGAGCUCGACAACUGUCUCUCUGUAGCUCAGUUGGUUAGAGCACUGCACUGGAAUCGCAGGGCCACAGAUUCGAUUCCUGCCAUAGGGGCCGAUAUAGUUUAGCAGUUACUCCUGGUUUCGUAAUAUAAACACUUUCCCACUAAUUCUUGCUGCAUUAAGCCAUAGGAUUUAAUGAUACAGGUAUACAUCCAAAUCUCCUUCGUGAUAGAAAUUAAAGUUAUAACCUGCAUUGGUACUGGUAGAUAUGCACUCAGUUUUAGAUGCAUCACAGUGCAGACUGACAUGGCAAGCCGAAAUACAUCGUGCUUGUUUUCAAAAGAAAAAAUGAAAAAUUUUAAUUUCUCCGAGAAAAAUUGUCCGACCAAUAGACCUUAUGCAUAAUGACGUCACAAGGCUUGAUACCCGCGAGGAAUGCUGGUCUUAGUAGUCAUCGCCCGGGAAAAUUAAACAAUUCAAAAUGGGCAUUUUCGAAAUUUUCCCGGGCGAUGACUACUAAGACCAAUAUUUCUCGCGAGCAUCAAGCCUUGCGACGUCAUCAUGCAUAAUGUCUAUUCUUGUCGUGGCCAGGCAUUUGUCCUUCCAAGCAGAAUACAGGUGUAAUUAUUUGUAGGUUUGCUACUCCUAUAUAAGCGCUCGUCGUUAUAUCUUAAUUUGUUUUCGUUUAGGCUGCCAGUCGACAUCGCUGCUGUUAUUUGGUAAGUACGGUCAAUCCUCUUAUAAAGUCCGUUUAUAAAGCCCCCUCCUUCAUUUUCAGGGCUAUGCAUUGCAAUAUAUAUAAGGCUAUAAGCAAAACUUACUGAAGUUCAGACAUUAUUUUCUCUUUGGAGUACCAUCCAAAAUCUCUUCAUUUUAGCAUUAUUUUACAGAUGAAAUACUAACCAUUACACUUGUUAAGAAGGGUUCGCAAAAUACCAGGCCACCCCAAAAAUUUGGUUGCCAGCGAGGCCAUUUCUGACUAUAUAGUCUAACCCAGGUUAAAUGAAAAACGAACCACGUUACAGUAACUCACGAUAAACUCGUGCGAAUUUUUAACCAUGCGAAAGCUAACGAAUCGCCCGUCAAAACCGUUUUAUAUCAUCAAUUUUUUGACAACGCCUAUGGUUAAAAGUUACAUUUCUCGGAACUGUUUCUGGUUUCCGCCUUCAACUCUAGCUUGAUCAAGUGAGGUGUCUAUAUGCCAUCAUUAUGUGUUACUUUAGGUGAAACUGUACGAAUCAGAGUUCUUGAAGAAUGGUGGUGAUGCUAACUGGUUGAAAGGAUUAAAUUAUGUUCCUAAGAAACUACACAACUUACACACCAUCAACAAAAUACUGGCACACCAACCGUGGACCGUCAACUCUGAUAACAUGAAGGUUUGUUUGCUUUGUACAGUACAUAGCAAUAGCUUAGCAUUCUGUUUUUAAACCAGUGGCUUUUGAAAGACCUAUAAAAGUCUGGUACCAAAUAUCACAAGCAUUGUUUAGGAGCAAGUGACAAGAAUGCAAUCACACUCAUAUAACGUAAUUGUCUUAUUAAAUAAUGACUAUUAAAUAAAACUUAAGCUAUAAAGUUGGCAAUACAGCAAACCGCAAUAUAUGAUUCUGUGCAAUGCAUGCCAAUGAUGAUUUUAUACAAUCUGUCUUAUUUUGUGUAUGAUUCCUUACAGCUCUCCUGAUAAAAAAUUAAACAAUUAGAAUUGAAAGUUACAUUAAAUAACAACGCUAAUCGACAUGAUUAAUUGAUUAUCUUAGGAAAAAGAUCUAAUGUCAGUCAAGUCGAUUGGCUGUUUAAUGAAUCUGAAUUUUGCUUGUUAUGCCCAAAAUAUAACAUGGCCUUUAAAUGAACAUAAUGAAAAAAUCAGCUGACAUAAAUUUGCUUGUUAGAGUAUAUAAACACCGAAAUUACAUAUUGGAUUGCUUUGCUUCGUAGCGGUUUUAUACCAUUCGUGAAUGGUUAAAUAAACUACAUGAUUUUUUGAAACGUAUAGGAACUCCGCGAAGGUGAAGACAGUUGGUCAUUAUCAGAGCUAGUUCAAGCCAUCACCAUCUUAAUUCACUUCCACUGUUUAUCAAGUUUCGUAUUUGGGUGUGGUGUGACCCCAGAGGUUGAUCUGGAGGGCGGACACACCUUUAGACCUCCUUCAUUGACCACGGAACAGGAUAGGAACGGUGUGCAACAGGCGCUCGACGAAGGAAGAUCGAAGAACAAGGAGUUUGUGGCUUUGAUGAAUGCCGUGUCAAAAAAGCACAAAGAUCAACGCGAAGUUUGUGUGGAAAAAACACGGGAGGAGUUUGAGAAUAUUGCCUCUGAUGAAGGUACGCCUUAUUUAUUUUAUUACAGCUAGGUGUCCACGGGUCUUGAAAAUCCUGGAAAGUCCUUGAAUUGGAAACAAAUUCCAUGACUGGAAACUAAGUCCUUGAAAAUCAGUAAAGUCCUUGAAAGUCCUGGAAUUAAUUUCCUUCACCUGCAACUGUACCAACAUUAGUGAUUUUGAUUAAAAUUACUGAAUACAGUGAAUUGCUGGUUAAAGUCCAAAAUUUGCUGGUUAAAGUCCAAAAUUUGCUGGUUAAAGUCCAAAAUUCGUGCCAUUUUCAAAGAUUUUUCCCAGUUCUAGGUCCUUGAAUUUACUGAAAAAGGGCCUUGAAAGUCCUGUCAAAAGUCCUUGAAUUUCACCUUCACCAAAGGGUGGACACCCUGCUAUAGCUUUCUUAUGCUGAUAUAUAUUGAUGCAUGGGAAAUCUUUAUGGAUGAUUGAAUGAUAACAUUUUUGAAAAGUCGACUGGGAACCUGUCGCAGUGAAUAUGAAUCUUCACUGCUUCAAUUCUAUACCGCAUGCAUUAAAGAGCUACUAAAUUUAUAUUUAAGUGAAUUUUUCCUAUAAUCUAUAGUUAUUACCAGUUAAUGGACCUUUCCCCUUAUAACUAAAAUUUCGAUCUACACAAAAAUUUCAUCACAGCUUGAAAGAGCAUCACAAAAUUAGUAAUAUUCCAAAGUUUUGUUGCAAAAUCUUGUAAAAUGCGGAUAACUCGCUUAGGAAAAUCUACACAGUAUUGUAAAACGUCACUUUAUCGCGACUCUUAUUUUAAUAGAAUUAUAGUCCACCAGUACUGUAUACAGGUGGCGAGCCAAUUUCUAGUUUUGAAAGGAAACUUAAUUAAAGCAUUUUAUAUCUCGAAAGACUAUAAACUUUGUAUUUGAUGCUGAUGAUGUCGAAAUGUGUAUUCUAAAUGUCAUCGGACUUUUUCCUACCAUCGAAGAUAACAAAGAACAUAAAAUUUACCAUCUAAUACUUAAAGUACUGAAUCUGAGCCAAUGAACUUGCAUAAUUUACUAAUGAGAGCAAGGCUCCAAGACCAAAAAGUAUGUGUGACGUAAUUAUCAAAAGGGUGCAUUAUGAUUCAGUUUUUCAAAUUGCAUAAAUUGAUUUAUAAAACGAUCUCCCUUCUACUUGAAGCCGGCAAUCAUUUUGUUUCCCUUACCUGAAAUCCUUCAUUUUUUAUCCUCACUUUUUCAUCUAGUUGUGACGGUCAGUGAUUCCGACAAUCCUUGCACAUUACCCGAAGCAAGUUUCGCACAUUAUCUUGAAGAUCCAACCUUCCGAUAUAAGAACUUCGCUGAUAGGCUAGAUCGUAACCAAUCGCUGAACGUCAAUGAGUAUUCGUGGGAAGGAUACGGCUUCUCAUUGGUCGAUAGGUUCUAUCCUGAGAUGGGACAGUUACUCGAUGAAAAGUUCAAAGUUUGUGAAAGCCUCACGUAUAACACGUAAGUUUCUGCCUAAAUUAAACCAACUUUAUUUAUACUGGAUAGCUCUAUCAGUUCUAAACUGUUCUCCCUGGAGGUCCAGUAAGGAUCAUCUCUUAUUGAUCCAGUGUUACUACAGGAGGAAACCUAAACUAAACUAACUUUAUUUAUACAGGAUAGCUCUAUCAGUUCUAAACUGUUCUUCCUAGAGGUCCAGUAAAGAUCAUCUCUUAUUGAUCCAGUGUUACUACAGGAGGAAACCUAAACUAAACUAACUUUAUUUAUACAGGAUAGCUCUAUCAGUUCUAAACUGUUCUUCCUAGAGGUCCAGUAAAGAUCAUCGUUCAUUGAUCCAGUGUUACUACAGGAGGAAUCCUAAACUAAACUAACUUUAUUUAUACUGGAUAGCUCUAUCAGUUCUAAACUGUUCUUCCUAGAGAGAGGUCCAGUAAGGAUAAUCUCUUAUUGAUCCAGUGUUACUACAGGAGAAAACCUAAACUAAACUAACUUUAUUUAUAUUGGAUAGCUCUAUCACUUCUAAACUGUUCUUCCUAGAGAGAGGUCCAGUAAGCAUCAUCUCUUAUUGAUCCAGUGUUACUAGAGGAGGAAACUUAAACUAAACUAACUUUAUUUAUACUGGAUAGCUCUAUCAGUUCUAAACUGUUCUCCCUAGAGGUCCAGUAAGGAUAAUCUUGUAUUGAUCCAGUGUUGCUACAGGAGGAAACCUAAACUAACUUUAUUUAUACUGGAUAGCUCUAUCAGUUCUAAACUGUUCUUCCUAGAGGGCCAGUAAGGAUCAUCUCUUAUUGAUCCAGUGUUACUACAGGAAGAAACCUAAACAAAACUAACAUUUAUACUGGAUAGCUCUAUCAGUUUUAAACUAGUGUUCUUCCUAGAGGGCCAGUAGGAUCAUCUCUUAUUGAUCCAGUGUUACUACAGGAAGAAACCUAAACAAAACUAACAUUAUUUAUACUGGAUAGCUCUAUCAGUUUUAAACUAGUGUUCUUCCUAGAGGCCCAGUAGGAUCAUCUCUUAUUGAUCCAGAGUUUCUACAGGAAGAAACCUAAACAAAACUAACUUUAUUUAUACUAGAUAGCUCUAUCAGUUUUAAACUAUUCUUCCUAGAGGUCCAGUAAGGAUCAUCUCUUAUUGACGUGACCAACGUUGCCAGUAUGUGGCACAUCUCGUUACAGAAAGUGUAGACCAGAAUUUAAGUUAAACAUUGAUUAACAAUUUUCAUCCCAAGCGUCUUACACUUGUAUUUUGUAUUUCAGAGUUGGUACAGAAGAAAGUGUGGACACGAAAACGUUUCGACAAGCGACAUGGAACUACAUACACGUACUGUUUGGCCUCUUUCAUGAUGACUACAGAUAUAACGAGGUAAUACAUAAUGCACAUGCAAGACUGGCGACCAUUUCUAUGGCGAGAGAAAUUAUAGAGCAUGUUAUACAUGAGGCUGUGACUUGGAAAGCGAUUUCUGGCACAGUGCUACGUUUUCUAAAAUGUAUUUGCAGAGGAACUGAGCAUUGCGUGGUUAACAUGGCUCUAUUUUUCCAUCAUAAAAAAACCCAGUUGUUUAACCUUACUGAUAUUGUCUGUACCAAAUUAGAACUGCUGAAUUAAGAGUAUGUUUUGGAGAAAGUGCGAAUAUUUUUGUAUAUAAUAUAGUGCCAGUUUCCAUCUUCGAAAAACCCUUGAACAAUUACUUGUACGAACACGCUCUUAGUAGACAUUCUUUUCCUCCGGUAGGUAAACAGUUUAAUGGAAAGAAGCUACAAAGCAUAUAUUAAGAAGGUCGGUAUUGCUGAAAUUAAGUAUUGUUGACAUUUAUUAAUUACAUCUUUGAGGAUUACAGUGAAACAUUGCAGAUAAUAUUCAAAGGCAUAAUCAUCCAAGUUGAAUGGUCAUGCUGAUAAUAUUUGAAGGCAUAAUCAUCCAAGUUGAAUGGUCAUGCUGAUAAUAUUCAAAGGAAUAACCAUCUAAGUUGAAUGUUACAUUCAAGAAACACUCGUCAACCUUUCAUUUUGUUAAAAUCUAUAACUUAAAAUGUCCCUUGCCACAUUGUGCGAUUCUCAUUGACCGGCUUACGUUUACCCUGAUGUGCCUUAAUCCACUUCUAUGCAGAAUUCAUACUGUAGAUGUUGUUUAGACCGUGUUUCUAUAUAUUGAGGACCGUUGGCACCGUUAUUUUAAUCAUUCUCCAUAAUCUCCUAUUUUUUUCAAUGAUAAUUUUUCUUUCUAGGUCGUCUGUUAUCCUGAACAAACCACGCAAAAUGAUUACCUAAAUUGUAUACAACAUCUCACUCACUCUGAGAAGGUAAAUACUAAAUAUUAUCAUUGCUUAACAAACAGAUUAAGCGAGAGAGCAAGCGUUUCUCGCCUCUGAGCUCGUGGCUUCGAUUCUCGCUCUUAUGUGAAAAGAGUCGGUCAUUUCAUUGAUAUCCAACCAAUGAUUCCGUGAUUAAAAAUAUUCUAUCACAUUUGUAAUUUCAUAGAUACUCGAAACUUUUAUUCAAAGACUUUCAGAAGUUUUGAGGGAAGGGUAUAGUUGCCCCUACCCACUCCCUCGCUAGUCUCUGCCACUGUUUCCAAACUUUCGGGAGAAUGGGUAAUUUCAGCUAUAGACUAAAUUUUGAUCUAGACAGGAUGAACGAAACCAUUACCAUAGCUGGAAAGAGCAUCUUAAAAUGAGUAAAAUUUGCAGAGUUUGGUUGCGAAUUGUUGUAAAAUCAAGGAAAGUAUAGCCCUGCGAAGUUCGCAAAUUUUGUAUAUAUUUGCAUUACGCGCGGGGAAAAUAAACAUUUUUGAACCCAGAAUGGUUAUUUUUCCCGCGCGUAAUACAAAUAUAUAUAAAAUUUGCGAACUUCACAGGGCUAUAUUUUCCUCAUUUUACAACAUUUCGCAACCAAUCUUUGCAAUUGUACUCAUUUUAAGAUGCUCUUUCCAGCUAUGGCAAUGGAUUUCGUUCAUCCUGUCUAGAUAAAAAUUUCGUCUAUAAGUGUGGAAUCAACCAUUUUCUACAAAAUUUGCGAACUUCGCAGGGCUAUAUUUUCUUCAUUUUACAACAUUUCGCAACCAAUCUCUGCAGUUUAACUCAUUCUAAGAUGCUCUUUCUAGCUGUGGUGUUGGAUUUCGUUCUUCUUGCCUUGAUCAAAAUUCAGUCGAUAUAGCUGGACUCACCCCUUGGCAGUUUGUAACAUUUAUUAUUUUUCCUUGUAGGUGCAUAUCAACCUCAUCGCAUUCGAAGCAAGAAUGCAAGCGGAACUGUUGUACGCCCUCCGCGCUGUCAUGAGGUAG